Molecule: messenger RNA, 6152 nt
Organism: Paramuricea clavata
Lineage: Eukaryota; Metazoa; Cnidaria; Anthozoa; Malacalcyonacea; Plexauridae
Source: the annotation of a GenBank genome assembly
AUGGAGGAAGUAAAAGCCGUGACGGACAUUUUAGAAGAUGCUUUGUCAAAAAUAAAAAAUGUUACUGGUUCGACUCAAAGUCCGCAAAAUCAAACGAAUUCUACUAGUUCUACUGCCAGUUCUACUCGUCAAACUAGUUCCACUGGCGAAACGCAUACUCAUUCCACAUUACUGGCAAGAGCACAAUCAAACUUCAGGCAAGUAAUAAAUUAUUCAUGAUAUAUUUUAUUAUUUAUUUGCGUAUAUUGAGAUUUUAGUGUUUAUGCAUAAGCUUGUUUGUUUUCAUUAUUUUAAAAUAUCGCCGUUUUCCUUUCAAAUGUCAGCAUCAUGCAUUAACUUGCUGUAUGGGGUUGGGGACCUGGGGUUAUACUAUGCCUAUGGGGUUAGCUUUUAUCACAAAAGUUGGAGCCCCAAAACUAUUUUAGUACUAUUUUGACCACUAUUAUUUAUUUUCAUAUAAUAUCUAAUUUGUUAUUAGCAAUUAAAUUAUUGCUGAACUAUCACCAAAACUUUGCCUCAGCCCCCUGCCCCCAAUGGUAUGCUUCUGCCCCCCUCCAAGAAUUUGUAAACUAGUGAUAAUCUGUAAAGUUUGAGAGGAAAAUAAUACCUAAUAAUUGCCCCUGGGUAAUCAGCCCCCCCCCCCCAAUACAAAAUUGCUUCAUAUGAUAGUGUCAGCAUACAGUAACUUUGCCUCAUAUGGGCUGCAUGUGCACUGCAUGCACCCCAGCAUGCACAGUGUAAUAAUAAUAAUAAUAUCUCGAUUACGGCAUUAAUUGCUACGAUUUAACGAAUUACUUUGGAAAAAACGUUUGGUUGAAGGUAGAAAAAUGAUGUUACAAUGCUGAUUUUGACAACAGAUUUUUUAGUUUAUUUAGAACUUCUGCAUCUCAUGAUCAUUGAUAAACAGCACAACAAAAUAAUUGGUUAUUGAUACACAGUGUAUUAGCUAGAGAUGUUACCCUUAAAAAGUACUCCUCUCUCUAAAUUAUGUUCACUUUUAACAAACGUUUUUUAGUUUCACAAACAUAAUAUAUAUUCACUUAUUUAAACAUUGAUAUUAUAUUCCUUGCUGACAUAAUGUGAGAAUGAUCCCCAAGUUUUCUCAGUUCUUUUUCAUUCUCAUCCCUUGUCCUUUAUCUUCUUUUCCUUUUGCCCCCUCAUUUUCCUUUUGCCCUUUCCUUUCUUUUCCGCUUUGUUCUCUUCUUUUCUCUCUUUCUUUUCUUUCCCUUCCCUUCCUUUGUUUUUAAUCUUCUUUGAAUUUCUUCCCUGGGCCUAAGACCCUUUGAUUCCUCCCCACCCCCAGGAAUUAUAGAAGAAUAUACACCCCUGGCAUAAUUUGUUUUGGUCACAGUUCUUAUAAAAUAGAAACGUACAAGGUGUCUAUGUGAACUUGAAAGAUGUUAUUUGCACUUCACAAACCUAGAAAUAACACCUUUCAAGUUCACCUUAUUAGAACCCGCACACCCGAAAAUCUUUAUCUACACACAAACUUUCAGUAAUUACAGCUUGGCAACUGCAAGGCCUCUGUCGCUCAGUUGGUUAGAGCACUGCACUGGAGUCACAGGGCUGCAGGUUCGAUUUCUGUCAAUAGAAGGUGUCCAUAUACCUGGUCCAUAAGCUGGGGGCUUAAAGUGGCAUGAUCAACCACAAUGCAAUGCACGCUUUUGUUUACGUUUUUCAGUUACUUUCCUCAAUAGUUGCUGCCAUUCUCAAGGCCAUGAGAAUGGCUGUACAAACGCACACAUUGCAUUGUGGUUGAUCAUGCCCCUUUAAUAUAUCUUAUGCGCUUUCCCUUUUGUGCACAAGGGGUAAGCUGGGAGAACACAAGUUACAAGAAAAGUGCAUAAAACAUGAGACAAUGUUUUACGUGCUUUUCCUGUGUUCUACCAACUUCCCCUCAUCUAUAAUAACACUAGAAAAACAUGAAAUAAGUAUUUAUAUUUUGUUUACAAUAUAGGAAGAUACAAUACAGUAAACAGUUUUAUGCAUAAACAAAUUGAUACUUCAAGGAUCAAUUUCAAAAUUCUGCUAACAUGUGUCAUGUGGGGAACGGCAGUUUCGGUCCCGUUCAGUACGAUCCCAUAAGAUCACAAAUUCACUCACACUUUAGAAAUUAUAUUUCACAAAAAAUUUAGCUCUCCCUUUUAAAUUGUGAUCAAAAUGCUUAUCUUCACUGGAAAUGAAAUUUGAGCUUAGAUGCUAAGUAGUCCAGAACAGUACCGGGAGACCACCAAGAAUCAGUGGGUAUAGUGUUGAGGAAAUAUAUAUUUUUAAUAUUUCAUACAAUUCCUCAAAUUGAAAGUGUCCCAUCAUGCAAAUUCAUGUGAGCAUGCAUUCCUUAUGUUGUUAAUCAACUUUUGGGUGAAUUAACCAGAGUGGAAGCACUCGUCCCCUGACGAGUAAAAUCAUUUUGUGUUAGUCAGAGUAAAAUAAUAAAGUAGGGCUGAUCAGGGCACAUUGCCACUUAAAGGGUAAACAGGAUGCAUUGGUAGAUAGUGUGAUGAACCCAUUGGGUGGCAGCACUCUCCCCAUUGACAAGUAAAAUUUUCUGACGUUAGACAGGAAGAUUGUAAUAAAGUAGGGCUCAUCAGGACACAUAAUCGUCACAAAGACUAAAAACUUGUUUUUUAUUGAAAAUUUCGAGGUAAAUUUUGAGAAAUGUUUCCAUCAAUGGUAGUACUACAAGUAUUUUUCCCAUACACAUGCAGAUUGCAGACAGAACAAAUUUCUCCAGUAAGGAGAAGCAACCCAUUAAACCAGAUAACGACUGGGUUCGUGAGGUACAUUGGGUAAAAUUGUCAAGCAAAUUAAUGAAUUUUCAAACUAUUUUCAUUAGGUCAUCCUUUCCUCAGUUCUACAGCACCGUGCAUUCGAGUCAACGCGAGACACGGCCUCGGAAAAAGCAACGAAGUUCUCCCUUUGCUGCAUGGGUGAAAGACACCUGGACACAUGAUUUUGUUUUAUUAUCAUCCACAACAGCGGGCAGAACACCAACUCCACAGAUAAUGCAACAAUUACAAAGUGCUGGCUUGGGUAGAAAGAAAAUUGUGUUUAAAGAUAAGCAGGGUGGAUUUGACCAUUUGAGAGAAACACUGGAGAAGGAGUUUCCAAAGUUAGAAACACAAAAAGGUGCUUUUGAGUUACUAAGAGCAGACAGAGGAGGUUAUUCUCGACCACUGUUGAGCAUCCCAAUGUCCAACUUAGGAUACACCAUCAAACAUCUUAAGGAAGCCGUAUCUGGAAGUGCUGCAAUUUAUGUGAGACCAAUUCAGAGCGACCUUGACAUGACCCCGAUCUCAAGUGCUGGCAGUCAAGACGGUGAAACAGUGUACACUCAGUGUGUUUGCUGUCAAGAGCAUGUUCCACUCUUGGAAAUGAAAAGUCAUGCAAGUACUUGUAAAAGUAAAGAAAUAAAUAGUGAGUCUGUUACGUCUAGUAUUUCUGUUGGCACUAUUACUACCAAUGCUAAUAAUUUACCUGGGUCUGAGAUAGAAACUAUUGUGGUCGACGAAAACAAUAGUGAUAAAGACUUAACACUGAUGGAAGAUGACAGUAAUAUGUACAGUAAUAUUUUUCCCACAAGUGAUGUGAAAGCAAACUGGACUGAACAAUUACAAGAAAUGUUUCCUGAUGUGCUAAAGACAAACAUUGAGUCGUCUGUGAACGUUUCUGUAUCACUCGAAGAAGCUGCUGAAAUCGUCUGUGAUGGAAUCAAUGAUCUGGACAAACCGAAGGAGAAAGAUGAUGAUCUCUCGGACUUACUUGCUGGACUAGCAGCAAAAAUUCAGGACAGUGACUACAUGUUAACAGUUGAAAGAGAUGAAGUGUGGAGUGCUGCUCUUACAUUUUACAAAAAAGCUUUACUUGACAAGACCAAAUUAUGGCAAGACCUGACAAUUAUUUUUAAAGGAGAAGAAGGCCUUGAUGCCGGAGCCAUAAGAACAGAAUUCUUUGAAAUCUUGUUGAGGGAAAUUAAUUUUCGUCUUUUUGAAGGUCAAGAACUAUCACAACUUCCAGUGAGAGAUAGCAAUAAGGCAAUGCUUUUGAAACUGGCAGCAGUUGCAAUUUCCCACUCAAUUAUUCAGCGUGGUCCCGCAUUUAGUUGUUUGUCACCUGCUAUAUACUCCUACAUUGCGGGUUGUGAUGCAGAUGUUGUUGCAUCUCAUAUACACAAAGACGAAGUUCCAAGAAAUGCAGGUAGAUAGUGUUAAUAAUAAUGUAUUUCCUAUUUAACAGUAAAUAUAUUAAACAUUACAUUACACAUCAAUUUUUAGCAAUUAAUAUUCUUUCGGAUACUGUUUCGUCAGAUACUGCAUGUUUUUAUUUUGUUUGGGGUGGCUGUCACCGCAUUUAUUUUAAUGAAAUCAAGGAUCCAUGAUUUAACCAGUUGAGGGGCAGCACUCUUCACAUGAUGAGUAAAAUCGUCUGGCAUUGGUAAAAUUUGGACGUUGUAAAUUUCUGACGGCCUGAUACGAAAACUCAUUCUAGUAAUCUAGACUAAUGGAAUUUUCACCUUUUACUUUACUCUGAAAAACAUCUAUUCUUAUGUGAUCAGACGUACGUUUUUAAGCAUUUCAAAUUAUUGUUUUUUUUUGUCUAUGGAAACCACAGUAAAUUUAACCACGAGUGUUUAUCAAUUUAAUUCUCAGAAACUGUGACGUGAUAAAACGAACAAAUAUUAUUGUAAUGAUAAAAGAGUGAGACAAUUUCUCAGGUGUACAAGACAAGUGUUAUGUGUUUGCAAUGGAGCAAGUAUUACCGAAAUCAGUAGAAUGUCUUUUCCGGAAGUUGAAAAGGCAGUCAGAAUGGCGUAGAAACGUUCAUGUUUUAUGACGUCACGGUGAAGGAAUGCAGCGUGGAACUUGUAUGUUAUUAUACUUAUUUAGUAACUUUAUUUAGUUACAAGCUCAAAACAAGCUUUCUAGCAAAGGGAGAACCUUUGUUCGUGGGAAGGCACUGAGGGGGGGAAUGCAAACUAAAUAAACUUCCUAAUAAGUAAAAUAACGUACAAGAUUCACGCUGCAUUCUUUCACCGUGACGUCAUAAAACAUGAACGUUUCUACGCCAUUCUGACUGUCUUUUCAACUUCCGGAAAUGACACUCUACUAAUUUUGGUAAUAAUUAGUUUUAAUUUCAUUUCAUGUAUAUCCAAAAGUAACUGAGUUCGAUUGAAUUUUUUAUGCACAGGUUUUUAAUUUUUCACUUCACCUUUUUAAAAUUAUUCACCAGUAAAAUGUUCUAUCAAUAAACUUUUUGAUAUAGAUUUAGACAAAUACGAUAGCGAUAAUAAAUUUAGCCAUAAUAAAUUUCCUAUUGCCGCUGUCAUAUUUGUCAAAAUAAAAUUUUCUAGUAUUUUAAAAUCUACAGUUUUUAACGUCUUUCGAAAUUUUAUUUACAUAUUCUAUUUUAAAUGUGUUUUGUUCAAAUAAACCAUUUUUUUGUUUCUUUUUUAUUUCAUAGGCACAGCUAACCUGUACAAUUUUUUGGAGAUGAUCGAUGACACGUCCAGCAUUCACAAUGUUUUAGAAGGUCAUGCCUUGUGUGAUGCAUACUGGGCCUUGAUUAAUGCAUCACACUGGCCUAUCGAGAAGAAAAUAGAUGACCAAAAUGUAGGUAUGCUUGUUCAACAUUUGCUGGAAAAUGAAAUAAUUUACUCCAGGAAGUUAGAAAUAGAUAGCUUUGCCGAAGGGUUGGAUGUUAUGGGCCUACGCAAGAUUAUAAGAGAGAACCCAACGUCCUGUCGUGAUUUGUUUUGUUAUAACACAGAAAUGAUCUUGACUGCCGAGAAGUUCAUAUCACAAGUGCUUUUAAAAGAACCAACCGACUACUCAGAGAAACAAAGUUAUGAUUGGUUUUUAAAAUAUGUUAAUUCAUCAAGUGAGGAGAAGUUGAAAUGUUUGCUCCAGUUUGUAACCGGGCACAGGUCGAUACCACCAAGAGGCUUGUCGCACCUAAUUUGUAUUAAAUUCCUACCCGAUGAUGAAAAAGCUUCCCUCCCUAAAUCAAUUGCAUGUCUUGGCAUUAUCCAUCUACCAACGGUGUAUUCAAGUGAGAAGAAGUUCGUGCAGAGUUUAGAUAUAGCCCUAAAAUGGGAGUGUGAAGGAUUUGGAUCGUCAUAACUAGGACCAGUUGAGCGGCAUAUAUCUUAUAAA